AUGGCUUCAACAUUUUCUCCAACAGUUUUUGAAAAUUUUGCUUGUGAAACGACCAACAGUACAGAUAAUGCUAAUAGCACUGUUCCAGCUUGUAAUUUAACGAUGGAUCCUUUGAACAUGACCAUGAUGUUACCAGAACCCUCAUACUAUCCAGCUUACUACAGAAUUGUUGGAACCACAUUUCAAGGAUUAAUCUUCCUGAUUGGCGUGCUAGGUAACAUUAUGGUGGUAAUAGUUGUAACCAAAACUCGAAGCAUGCUCACCCCUACUAACUGUUAUCUUGUCAGUUUGUCCCUAGCUGAUCUUAUGGUCCUGAUGGCUUCUGUACCUAACGAGGUCUUAUCUUAUUACUUACUAGGAGACGAGUGGAUCUGGGGUCGAGCUGGGUGUGUUAUCUUUAUAUUUCUUCAGUAUCUAGGGAUCAAUGCUUCGUCCCUGUCUAUCACAGCUUUCACGGUGGAACGGUACAUCGCCAUCUGCCAUCCUAUGAAGGCCCAGAUGGUUUGUACUGUCAAUAGAGCCAAAAAGAUCAUCAUCGGGGUUUGGGUGUUUGCCUGUCUCUACUGUUCCCCUUGGCUUUUUCUCACGAAGACUGUACCCAUCUAUUAUAAAGGACACGAGAACAAGGAGACCUGCACCUUUGCUCUAUCCAGAGAACAUUACUUGGGUUAUUUCUUCGCUGAUCUGGUGCUCUUCUACAUUUUCCCAUUGUUAUUGUCCUGUGCACUCUACGGACUGAUAGCGAAGAUCCUUUUCACCAGUGAGAUUCCCAGAAACGUAACCAAAGGAGGCAACCCUCCAAGAGAUUCUGGGAAGAGUAGCAAUACAAGUGCCAGAGUUCAGGUAGUAAAAAUGUUAGCUGUUGUUGUAGCUGUCUUCGCGACUCUGUGGUUACCUUAUCGAGCUCUCGUUGUCUACAACUCUUUCGCUAAACAUCGCUAUAUGGAACCCUGGUUUCUGAUGUUCUGUAAGACCAUGAUUUUCAUCAACAGCGCUAUCAACCCGAUCCUGUAUAACGCCAUGUCUGUCAAGUUUCGCCGGGCCUUCAAACGGACCUUAUCUUGUCGUCAGAAGCAACACUGUCGUCGUGGACCGUACUGUAGUGAUGUAGAAACGACCAGAUACCUUCCAAGUACCUUAAACACAGCAACAACAAGGGCAGCAUCUUGCAGGAUAGAAAAACUACAACAAAUUUAAACUAAAAUUUGCUAUUCGAAAAUAUACAUUUCUGGUAGGAUCAUAUCAUUACGUAAUCGCAACAGUAACAAGGACAGCAUUUUACACAAUAUUAAAACUAAAAGAAAUUGAAAUUAAAAUAAGAAAAUGAGAAAUUUCCAGUAAAACAAUUAUCAUCCAAUUUAACUAACAGUAUCAACAAUAAGAACAGCGUUUAGCAAAAUACAAAACUACAGAGUCUAAACCAAGAUUAGCUGUGUCAUAAGAGACAUUUAUAAUAGCAUUAUCAAUAAACAGUAUAUCUAACUAACAGUAUCAACAAUAAGAACAGCGUUUAGCAAGAUACAAAACUACAGAGUCUAAGCCAAGAUUAGCUGUUAUCAAUAAACAGUAUAUCUAACUAACAGUAUCAACAAUAAGAACAGCGUUUAGCAAGAUACAAAACUACAGAGUCUAAACCAAUAUUAUCCGUAUCAAAAUUUCUAGUAAUGUAAUAAUUUGUUAUUUCCCUCCAGCAGGAUUUGACCCAGCAACUGACUGCACUAUAAGUUUGUGCUUUAUCAGUUAAACUUUAGUUACACCAUUCAUAAGGCUUUUACUUAACUACUUAAACUACCACGUUUUUCUUUUCUCACAAACAAAACCCAUCUUUGGGUUUCGUAUCAGGGUCGUAGAGUGGUCCCAUAUUGGGUGCCAGCUUUUUGUGGUAAUUUAAACUUUUAGGUCACUUGUGUGCAGGA
Messenger RNA from Limulus polyphemus (Atlantic horseshoe crab), 1916 nucleotides. Its product is annotated as thyrotropin-releasing hormone receptor-like. The transcript is spliced from 2 exons. The record is from RefSeq and is a predicted model, not a curated record. Lineage: Eukaryota; Metazoa; Arthropoda; Merostomata; Xiphosura; Limulidae. The coding region runs from base 1 to 1197 and encodes 398 amino acids. Gene Ontology annotation, biological process: G protein-coupled receptor signaling pathway. Gene Ontology annotation, molecular function: thyrotropin-releasing hormone receptor activity. Gene Ontology annotation, cellular component: membrane.